GCCAAAAUCAGCUGUUUUUUGUUUUUCACAUGAAUUUUGUGUUUACAUUUUGAUUUUGUGUGAUUUACAAUCUUCCCGUAAUCACUAAUCAGACAUAUUGUAGGAUGAGAUUGCGCUGGUGCAAUUUUUGCUUAUGAAACGUGAGUGGCAAUACAUCGUCUUUGGGGAAGAUGUAUAAAAAUUUUUCGGCAGAAAAUGUUGGCUCUGAAAACAGCUUAAAGGAACGCUAAGCACUAUGCUGCUGGUAUCGUCGGUAAUAUCAGAUAGUUAUCGCAAAGAGUUAUUUGAGAUGGUCACGGGAAAUUCGCGGUAAAGCAAACACACAAACUAAUGUAAAUAAACAGUUGCGGGCACAAAACUUCUUGAGUACUCCAGUCUAUAAAGACAUGUCGUCUGGAGGAGCAGGAUCCUCAGCAACUGGUGCAACCGCCAAUGACUUUUUUGGCUGGGAUUUGCUUUACAAAACAAUUGAAAAAACUGUUGAUAAAAAGUCUGAUGUAUUGAUCGCACUAGCGCAUUUUUUGCUUGUGAAACAUUAUAAAAUGCAAUGCAUCGGCAUUGGAGAAGAUAAAACUGUUUCAACAGAAGAUGUUGGUUCUGAACUAUUACCUGAAGGUUGGAAUGAUCGAGGCAAGAGAUACGCCUUGCGUUAUUUACACAACGGUCGAUUGUACCUUCUAAUUGGCCAUAAUACAGAGGAUUUUAUUACUAUGAACUUACUCGAUGUUAAGGACACAAAGGUAACUAACAUAACUUUAAAUCCACAAGAAUGGAUAAAACAACUUAAAGGAACACUAAACACAAUGAUGCCUGAAGCAUCGCUGAUAUCAGAUCGUUAUCGCAAAGAGUUAGUUGACCCGGUGUUCACGGGAAAUACGCGAGAGGUUACUACGCAAACAAAUGUAAAUCAAGAGACACGAGCACCAAACUUCCGCGAUCCGCUCGCAAUAGGCGGGCCGAUGAGACCUGGUGGUUCUUUUCGAAUGGAGCCUCGGCCGUUUGGCUUUCCCGAUGUUGGACGCGGCGACUUAGAUCCUUUGGGUCGCGGUGGUCCUGGUAAUCUCUUUCCAAUGCCUUCACGUCCCGAUUUCAAUGCCGGUCUGAAUCCGCGUUUCGAUCCCGUUGGUCCAGACGGACGUAUUCUGCGCGCCGAUCCUAAUCCAGAUCAUCUGCAACCACCAAAUUUUGGUUUCGACUACUACAUGUAAUAACCAAAAUGCGAUAAAAAAAAAAGCCAAAAAGCUUAUGAAUUAUUUUCAAUAUUCGUAAAGGAUGUAAUUACAUACAUAGGUUAUUAAUUGUUGGUUAAAGCCUAUUCUUUUGAUAGUUCCAAACUAUUUAACUCAAGAGCGGACUUCAACAUGUGCCUUCAAUGCACUUCGAACUCAAUAAAACUGAAUGAUAAUAAGAAUUUAGGUUACAGAAACUAAAAUAAAUAAUUAUUUUGUAAAGAGAUUAAUUGCAACUUUACUUGAAUGAGCCUUAACCAUUGAUUAAAUAACCAAAAACAGCAAAAGAAAAAUAAUUAGUUUGUAUUGGUAAUUUUUAUAUCGAUUCAUCGACUGCAAGACGACUACAUGAUUUGGUUUAAUAUUUGAAUUGCAUUUGAGUGAAAUUAUAUUAUAUUUAUUAUUUAAUAAAAUAGUUUGGUUAUAGUA
Molecule: messenger RNA, 1658 nt
Organism: Bactrocera latifrons
Lineage: Eukaryota; Metazoa; Arthropoda; Insecta; Diptera; Tephritidae
Gene: PI31
Product: proteasome inhibitor PI31 subunit
Exons: 8
Coding region: 387-1208 (273 amino acids)
Biological process (GO): proteasome-mediated ubiquitin-dependent protein catabolic process
Molecular function (GO): proteasome binding; endopeptidase inhibitor activity
Source: RefSeq, a predicted model, not a curated record